AUGUAUAUGAAAAUAAAGUAAGCAAUAAAAUAAUUCGAUCUCUUUGGAGUAGAGCUUAACUUAAAUAUGUAGUAAAAAGACAAAUUUAAAACAGCAUUUGGUGGAGUAUCAUCAAUAGUUAUGAUACUAUUGUUAAGUUUCAUUUUUAUCAACAGACUCAUAAAUAUUGUUACAAAGACUGAUUAUACAGUAUUUAUAAAUAUAUGAUUUUUUAGAUUAAGGUACAAACAUUAUAGAAUGCGAAUCCUAAACACAGUACUAUGAACAUUUAAAAUUUUAUGCUAGCAAUAAGGAUAGAAGAUCCUCUUUAAAAAUUUUAUUAAAAUAAAAAAAAAACUCGCUUUUCAAUAAGAAUGCAUUAGUAUAUCUAAUAAACAUAAGAUGAUGGUUCAAAAAUUAAAGAAUCAUUAAGUUAAUUUAAAUUAGAAUAAUGUACUAAUGAGCACUUUAGUGAUAUCGAUUUUAAAUCUAAUCCCUAUCUAUAAAAACAGCUUUAAUUUUAUUUAUGUUUGCCUUUAAGUUUUGAGCUAUAGUUACAAGGAGGUUAUAACAGCGAAACAUUAUUAUAUCCUAAAUUGUUAAUUUAAAUGUGUAGAAAUGAAGAAAACUGUUAUUCUGACAAAGAGAUUGAAGAAGCAUAAUUAAAUGAAAAUACAACAAUUACUCUGUCUUCUCUUAUUAAAUCAUCCUUGUUUCUUUCUAAUUCUACAGAUAAUAAUUUAUAUUAGUACAUAAAUUCUGACUUUUACCUUUCGUCAAAUUUAUAAUAAUCUUUAUAUGCAGACUUAUUUUUUUAAAACAAUAAGGCUUAGAUAGAUGAAAAUUUAUUUAGUUUGAUGACUGAUUCAAAAGAAAUGGAAUAUUGGUCCUUUUCUCUAAAUGAUAAUCGAUAAUUUAAUGUAUUGAAAAUAUUUAUUAUUUUUUAGAAAUAAAUUGUAAAAACAUCUUCUUUAUUUGAAAUAAAUUUAAGAAUAAGUUAAUAGCAUUAAAUUACUACUAAAACUGCAUAUAGAUUAGAUUAAUUUAUUUCAUAUAUAGGAGGAAUAUUGAAGUUCUUUACUGCAAUAUUUGGAUUAUUUGCUAUUAAGUAUAAUUUAUUAUCAAUGAGAAUAUCUUUGGCAAAUAUUCUUUAUGAUUUUAAUGUGCCUUAUUAAAAUGAUGGUAAGUUAUAUUUUUCAUAUGAUCGAUUAUUGAAUUUUAUUUAAUAUAAGAUAAAUAGAGUAGAUGAGCUGCUUGCAAAACUUAAGACUUAUACAUUUUAAGUCGUUAAAUUAAGUCAUAUUACUAGAAUGUGGAGUAGCAUUUCAUCAAAUUAAAAAUUAUAAAAAUAAGAAUAAUUGUUAGAAUAAGAUGAAGUAGCUGAAUAAAAAAUUACUUAGGAUGAUAUUCAUUAAUAUACUUAAAAAUUAAUAGAGUAUAAAGAGAAUUUCAUUUAUGAUUUAGUAUAAAAAAUUUUAGAUACAAAAAAAUAAUUGAGAUUGGAUUUAAAAUUUUAUGUUUCUUUAGUAUUCUCUUGUUCUUGUUUUAAAAAAAUUUGGAUGAAAAGAUAGCUUUUGAUUUAAUGUGAUUAAAUGAUUAAAAAAGAUUUAGAUAUAAUUACUAUAUUAAGUAAAAUUCAAUAAAUUGAUAAAUUAAAAUAAACAUUACUUGAUUAAAAUUAAGUUUCUGUUUUUAAUUAUACUCCAAAACCUGUCGUUUUUAUUGGAAAAAAUUAUUAGAUUGUCACUGAAGAUUAAUCUAGACCUAAUAAUUUAAUAACUUAAACUAAUAAAUAGAAGAGAGAUAGAAUGAUCAAUAAAAGAAUAAGAUUUAAUACAUCUAAAAAAUUCUUAAAAAUUUAUGAUUCUUAUCUAAAAUUAAAAGAAAAUAGUAAUGAAGUAAAUUAUCGUCUUACUUAAAUGCUUGGUCCUACAUUAGAAUUAAUAUUCAAAAAGUAUCAUGAAAUCUAAAUUGCCUUUCAAUUAAAAGAAGAUUUAAUCAAUAAAUAAUUAAGUGAAGAAUUGAAAUAAAAAAUAUCAGAACAAACUAUUUUAGAUAGUAAUUAAAGAAUAGAUUCUAAAAUAGAAAUUCAUAAAUAUAUUAAACCUAAAAUGAUACAUGAUGAUGGAGAAGAAAUAUGUUAUGAUGUUUGA
Paramecium sonneborni is the source of this 2132-nucleotide messenger RNA. The record is from the annotation of a GenBank genome assembly. NCBI's taxonomy places the organism in Eukaryota, Ciliophora, Oligohymenophorea, Peniculida, Parameciidae.